Molecule: messenger RNA, 1051 nt
Organism: Salvia hispanica
Lineage: Eukaryota; Viridiplantae; Streptophyta; Magnoliopsida; Lamiales; Lamiaceae
Product: ethylene-responsive transcription factor 4-like
Biological process (GO): regulation of DNA-templated transcription
Molecular function (GO): DNA binding; DNA-binding transcription factor activity
Source: RefSeq, a predicted model, not a curated record
CCAAACCGAAACCACACCUCCUCUCAAUUCACUCUCUCUCCCUCCCUCAAAACGCAGCGUUUCAAUUGAAAAUUCCGCCGCCUGUUUUUAGGCAGAGCGCGAAGAAGAAGAAAAAAAAAAAAAAAAAAAAAAAUUAAUCGGAGAUGGCGAUGAAGGACAAGGCGAUCGGAGGCGCCAAGGCUACCGGCGCCAAGGAGGUGCACUACCGCGGCGUCAGGAAGCGGCCGUGGGGCCGCUACGCGGCCGAAAUCCGCGAUCCGGGGAAGAAAUCGCGCGUCUGGCUCGGCACGUUCGACACCGCCGAGGAGGCCGCGCGUGCCUACGACGCGGCGGCGCGCGAGUUCCGCGGCGCGAAGGCGAAGACGAAUUUCCCCGCCAAUGCCGUCGUCGUGCACAGCCCCAGCCAGAGCAGCACGGUGGAGUCGUCCAGCGCGGAUCUGAGCGCGCGCGGGGCUCCGGUGGAGCUGGAUCUCACGCGCCGCCUCGGCGCGGCGCCGGAUCGGGCGGUGACAGUCGCCGGCGCCGCUCCGGUCGGAGGCUACCGGUUCGUGCGGACGAUGGCGGUGCUGCCGAACGGGCAGCCGGUGAUCCUCUUCGAUCCGGCGGCGGCGGCGGCGUACGGGAUCGGGUACGGCCGCGGCGGCGGGGCGAGGAGCGAGUCCGACACCUCGUCGGUGGUGGACGAGAACAAUUUUGACGGCGCGGAGGCGAAGCGCGGCCUGGAUCUCGAUCUGAACAUGCCGCCGCCGAUCGAGGAUUGAGCUGAUUCCGGCGCCGGAGAUAAUAACUGACGUUCGAUUUCUGUAAAUAGAUUUGAAAAUUGAAGAAAGGAACCCUUGCUUUUUUGCAGCUGAGAGUAAUUAACCUCUCCGGUUGUUUCAACCGCCGCCGGCGGCGAUUAGGGUUUGAUUAAUUCCGUUUUGUUGUUUUUGGGGAAAAAAAACAGAGAUAAAAAAAAAUUGAUGUAGCUGAUUCAAUUUUCGCAUCAGAUCUAAGAAAUGUUGUUGAAUUCUGUUAGAUUCGUGAAUAAUAUUAGUCUCGUUUCAGAUAA